Molecule: messenger RNA, 3551 nt
Organism: Nanorana parkeri
Lineage: Eukaryota; Metazoa; Chordata; Amphibia; Anura; Dicroglossidae
Gene: ZFYVE28
Product: zinc finger FYVE-type containing 28
Exons: 14
Coding region: 174-3038 (954 amino acids)
Biological process (GO): negative regulation of epidermal growth factor-activated receptor activity
Cellular component (GO): early endosome membrane
Molecular function (GO): metal ion binding
Source: RefSeq, a predicted model, not a curated record
GGUGGCGCUGCUGGCUGGGGAUGUUGACUGCACUGGGGUUGUCAGUGGAGCCCUCACCGCCGCUUGUCAGGGGGAGAUCGGGGCUCGGCUGUGCCGGGGCUGGGAGCGGCUGAUCGGCAGCCUGUACGGAGGGGACACCGCUGACAUCCAGCAGCCGCACAGCCCCGGACGGAAUGAUGAACAGGUUCAGAAAGUGGCUCUACAAGCCCAAGAGGUCAGACCCGCAGCUCCUCGCCCAAUUCUACUAUGCAGAUGAAGAACUCAACCAGGUGGCUGCAGAACUGGACAGCCUGGAUGGGCGAAAGGACCCUCAGAGGUGUACGCUGCUUGUUAACCAGUUCCGCUCCUGUCAGGAUAAUGUUUUGAAUAUCAUAAACCAGAUCAUGGAGGAAUGCAUUCAACAUGAGCGAGCAAACCGGGAUUUUUGUGUCAAAUUUCCAGAAGAAAUUCGUCAUGAUAAUCUUGCUGGACAGCUCUGGUUUGGGGCAGAGUGUUUGGCUGCCGGCUCAAUCAUAAUGAACCGGGAAAUAGAGAGCAUGGCCAUGAGACCGCUGGCUAAAGACCUUACCAGAAGCCUGGAGGAGGUCAGAAACAUCAUCCGCGACCAGGCCCUCAGGGAUCUGAAUAUGUACACAGAGAAAAUUAAGGACUCCCUUCGGCAUUUUGAUAUUCUCUUUGCAGAGUUUGAAUUAAGUUAUGUGUCGGCAAUGGUCCCUGUGAAAACUCCAAAGGAGUACUACGUGCAACAGGAAGUAAUUGUCCUGUUUUGUGAAACUGUAGAAAGAGCCUUAAAGCUUGGAUACCUCACACAAGACAUGAUUGAUGAUUAUGAACCAGCAUUAAUGUUUACAAUCCCUCGACUAGCCAUUGUGUGUGGGCUUGUUGUUUACUCUGAAGGACCUCUAAACCUCGAACGCAAAGCAGAAGACAUGUCGGAACUCUUUCGCCCUUUCCACACAUUGCUAAGAAAAAUCAGAGAUCUUCUUCAGACGUUAACAGAAGAAGAGCUCCACAUUCUAGAACGGAACCUUUGCAUAUCGCAAGAUAUGGAGUUUCCGGUCCGGACUGACCCAGAAGUGCCCCCCGCAGUCUCUCCUGUCUUAGUCGCUGCCUUACCCUCAGAAGAACCACUUUCAUCAAAAACUGAGAUCACAGAGGUGGAACUGGCUUGCUCUAUGCAGUAUGAUGAGCAGGAGCUGGAGCAGCUUAAUAUGAUGGUCCACAGAGUAGGCGAUGAAAUGUCUUCUUUACUUUCUCCACCAAGUGUCUGUCAGUCACCUGCUCACAGGGCUAGCUCCAGCACCGAGGCCUCACCAAGCAGACGCCCUAGAGGCCACGAUGAUGAGGAUAGGGUGUUCUUCAUGGAAGACCUUGAUGGAGCCUUGGAUGGGCUCUGUAGAAGAAGAACCUCAGAAAAUACAGGCGCCUGGGUCAAUAGUUCCUGUUAUAUCCCUAAGCUGACUUCUCAGUGCCAAGACACCCUUGUACAGAAUGGGGAUGUGGACCAUAUUGAUCCUUUGAAGGAACUAGAAAGCGAUAUAAGCAAUAACAACAACAUAGAUGGGACUAAAAUACUCAUGUCAAGUGCUACUCUCCAGAACUCUUGCAGUUGUUUAGAGAUGGCGGAUUCACAGGUAUACCUCAAUGGCUGGGAUGUGAAUGGUGAUGAUGCAGAGACGGCGGAAAUGAUUGCUAACAGAACUGGCGGAAUGAAAAUCUCAGCAACUGUAAUCUUCAACCCCAAAUCUUGUGCAACUUCAGCAUCUCCGGAAGCUUCACCAGAUCCAGCCUGUAGUCACUCUGCUCUUUCUUCAGACCCUUUAACAAGUCAUGAAGGGGAUGAGGCCCACAAACUUAGCUUAGCAGCCACAAACUGCUUAAUUAAUUCAUGUGUGUGUUGUGGUAGCUGUGACGAUACAAGGGAGGAUGGCUUGGAAAGCUUAACAACACUUUGCUCUCCGGGUAAAGUGAUAAAUGCUUCCUAUAGCUUAAUAAAGUCCAAAGAGAUUGGCCAUUUAGACAGACGAGAGUGUGCAGUGUCUGCUAAAGAGGUGUUGAUUGAAUCCCCCCCUGUUUUGCUACUAGAAAAAGACUCCAGUAGAUCGGAGCAAAGACUCUCCAACUCCAAGUGCCUGGCGCAUACCUCAGGUUCACAAAUAGAGACGGACAGCGAGUCUGACGAGGCCAUGGGGGUCUCAAGUCCGCAACUUAAGAGAGUGUUAAGAAGGAAAGACAAUGACGGGAAUAACGGGCAAACACAUCAGACAGAAGAGGCUAGCUUGGAUGCCACAUCAAAGGAAGAUCUUCUAUCUAGCACAAGUUCUCAGGAUGACACCCGCAUCUCCCCGCUCCACUCCGCCGCCAGCAGUGACUAUGACAGUGUCUCUGUCACUACAUGUAGUCUCUCCAGCAUUUCCACUCUGAGCAGCUUGAUGACCGGUUCCUGUUCAUCAGAUGACAUUGAUCAGGAGGAAAUACAGCUGGCCUUGCAGGCUGCGAAGAUUGCGUCCAGAGAAAAGAUCAGAUCCCGUUUCCACAGCAGUAAUGACCUCAUUCACCGGCUCUUUGUCUGCAUCUCAGGUGUCGCUGAUCAGUUGCAGACAAACUAUGCAAGUGACCUAAGGAGUAUCCUGAAGACUUUGUUUGAAGUCAUGGCCACCAAACAGGAAAUCGAUGACAAAGGGAAACAGAAAAAAGUGAGCCAAGGCCUGAGGAGUUCUGCUCUAGAAGAUUGUGCUCUCUGUCAGGAAACCAUCUCUUCCUCAGAGCUAGCUGCCAAGGCCCGUGAUGGUGAAUUAGAAGAUCCUCCUGACUGGGUCCCAGAUGAAGCUUGCAGUCUGUGCACUGCAUGCAAAGCUCCUUUCACAGUGAUACGCAGGAAGCAUCAUUGCCGCAGCUGUGGCAAGAUCUUCUGUUCCCGCUGCUCUUCCCAUUCUGCCCCACUACCACGAUACGGGCAGAUGAAACCAGUCCGCGUCUGCACACACUGUUAUAUGUUCCACGUCACUCCAUUCUACAGCGACAAAGCUUCAAUCUGAUGUCCUGGCACUUGCAGGCAGACGGCUCCUAAGUCUUGUUGCUUUUGACCCACGCCAAGAAUUACUGCGAGAAAAGGAUUUUGCUGGAGGCAUGCCGGUUUUCAUUUAAACACAUCCUAAUACCUGUACAGAGAAGUUUAAUUUAUGGGGUUUUGGUCUUGAUUUCUUAAGCUGCUAAAGGAAAGGAUGAAAUGUCUGUGGCUUGCAACUUUAGUACAGUCUUCCAAAUGUUCUGGUUCUGACACGACAGACACCACGACACUAUAAUGCUUCGAAGAUCCUCACUGCAUCACUGAUUACCUUAAAUGGUAAAGAUUACCAGAUCGAUUGUAGCAUCUGUCCCAGCACACAGCUCUGAGGCAUAGCUGCACAUCUGUGUGCUUGUGAACACUGCCGUCACCUGCACAGUCACGCUUCCAUUGUACCUUUUUGUCACCGUCUCCCCUUCAUUUAAGGAAAUGCAAAUUGAGCAGAAGAUUGUUUUGUGCUCCAGAAGAGAAAAGACAAUUUGUG